Molecule: messenger RNA, 3453 nt
Organism: Bathycoccus prasinos
Lineage: Eukaryota; Viridiplantae; Chlorophyta; Mamiellophyceae; Mamiellales; Bathycoccaceae
Exons: 1
Coding region: 1-3453 (1150 amino acids)
Source: RefSeq, a predicted model, not a curated record
AUGACGCUCGUUUCCUGUGUGUUCUUCUUCUUCCUCUUUUGGUGUCGUUCGUUUGCUUCUGCGGGGAAACACCAACGCGCGAAGGAUUCGUCUUCCUUCUCCCGAGUCGUGGACGAGGAAAACUUUGAUACUUUCGCAAAAAUCAACGGUAAUAAUGAUAUCGGUAACGAUGGUGGUCUGCUCGACUCGAUUUUAAGCGACUUGAUGUGGGUAAACGGGAAGAAGAAAGGAGUCACAAAGUUUACGAAAAGUCGAAGCGAUUUCGAGCGAGAGUGCGCCUCGUCCUCCUCUUCCUCGGAAAGCGAACGCGCGACAUCUCAAUCGAAAACAUUCGCAAAGUGCGCGGCAGAUAACGCACAGAAAAUCGAGGAAUACAGAAUCGACGUCUCUUUAAACGUCGCGUUCGUUGGAUUUGAAAACGACGGGCGAUACGACGUUUCAAUCCGCGCGGAGGAACAGGCGAGGUGGUUGGAACGUCUGAACGUAAAGUUAAGGCACGAAUACGUCGGCGACGAGGACGAGGAAGGGGAAGAGGAUAAGAGGAGCAAGGUUUCGUACAACGUGCACUCGAGAGUGCUUCAACUCGGGUCGAACGUGUUGAAGGUGUUCGAGGAGGCAAUCGAGAAGCACUCGCGAGACGUGCAUCGCUUGCACGGACAGGUGAACCGCGUCGACAGUAGAAUCGUGGACGCGUACGCGAUUGAGAAAUUGGCGGAUGAUUUAGCGGAGUUUUUAGGAUUAGAAGAGGAACAUUUUAUGGUUGUCGUGAACGCAAAAACGGUGGAAGGUGAUGCUGGCGGCGAGAGUAAAGUGCCCAGGUAUGGAUUUCGGUACGGAUUAACCGACGAAGAAGUCGUCGUCCUGCGAGAAGAUGCAGAGGUUUCUAAAAAAGCAGAGCUUUUCGCGAAGAAAGCCAUCGAAUGGAGGGCAGAAGAGUUACGCAGUGGCGAGUUGACUUACGAUCACGACGAUAGGGUGUUCCUCGGUGGAAGCAGCGGUGGCGGAUACGGUAAAAAGACAAGGAAAAAAAAGACGUCAAAGAUUACUGAACAGUUGAAAACGCUCCUCUCGAGAGAUGGAUUUGGCGCGCACGGCGUCUUGGACGAAAUGGACGAGAUUGAAGACGACGCGGAGUUUUUACGGUUGAAGAAAGGGGAGGAUGUUAGAAACGACGGAGAACAUCAAGGCGAGAGAAGUAUGAAGAAGAUACUUUCGAUGCACGAUUUGAGGACGUUUGGCGAUCUUUGGGCGGCGAGGCAAGAUUUCGCGGUGGAGGUGAACGGCCGCGGAGGAGGUAGCGCGAAGAACAAGAAGAACAAGAAGAGUUCAACGUCGAUAAUAAAAGUCGUCGACGAUAGUUCGUUGAAGCAAUUUGCUUUGCAAAAACUCAACGGCGACGAUAUCAUCGCUGCCACACGAAUCGCGAGACAAAUCGCGAAAAUCGAACAAGGCCACGAAGGAUGUCUCACCGAAGCCAUCCUCUCCUCGAGGACGAAAACAGUAUUCUUGGAUUUAUCCGCCGGCCCGUUCACGUGGGGUAGUUUAGAGCGCGCGCACACGAAGAAAGUAAUCGGACACGGUGCGCACGAUUUCCCGAGCACGAAGAUGCGGUUUGGAAGUGGACGUAAAAUGACCAGUCAAGAGUUUGCGGUGAAGAGAAAACGCCUGUCGCAACAACUGGACGCGGCGCGAGGUAGGCGGUUGGAAAAAUCACACCAAAGCCGCGACGAGUUGACGUCGAAAAAUUUAGCCGCGGUAGAGAUUGACUUACUAGAGCGUUUUUUCAACGAGCACUGUUUACACGAAGCGAACGAAGGCGCGGCGAAAGCGUGCGAGGACGCGAUGAAGACGAAAACUGCGUUGGAGCACGGCGCGGAUGCCGAUUUUGAUGUGGCGUCGUUUGGAGAAUCAGUGCGAUUGAGUGGAGACGGCUCGGAAGAUGCCAAGACGUUUUUUCAAACGCCCGGUCAGUUUGCGAACGACGUGUUCCUUGCCGAAGCGACGGCAAUGAUUGGCGCGUACGCUUCUUCCGUCAUCGUGCCGCCGGCGACGAGACGGUCGUUUUUGAAACGCGCGAAACCAUACAAGACGAUUCACGCGUAUAUGUACGUCCUCGAACUCGGUGAGAAAGAUGAAUACGAGAACAACAACAACAACAAAAAGAUUACUAGUGAUAAAAAGAGCGAGUACCAGUACGCGUACUCGGAUGCGUUACGAUUGGAAAUCUUGGACGCGUUAGAUGCGAGUUCGUUGAAAUCGACUAAAGUUUCCGCGACGGCGCGUAUCGUCACCGCGUCGGAAGAACCUGCGAUGGCGUCAGCUUUCGCAUCAGCUUUGAGAACCGGUAAAGUUUCUGGGUUUGGUGUCGAUGGAAAACAAAGCGACCACGCGCGAGCGCGAUGGUUGGACGUCGACGCACUCGCGCAACAUUUGCUCGUGGAUGAUGAAAAAUACACUGGCGAAGACGAAGAGGACAAAGAAGAAGAUAACGAAGACCACUUGGAAAUUCCUAUUUUCGUCUUUGACCAACGCUUCGAUGGCGAACACAGAGACUCUCCGUUACUUUUCACGAAUGCAAAACCGGUAGAAGUGAUUCGCGACGCCAUCUUUGUCACUCGCUCGAGUCCAAUCAACGAAAAGCUCCUCUCGUCGACGCACGGGAGAAUGCCCUUUUCGGCGUCGAGAUCCUUUUGCGAAAUCAAAACGCUCGAAGCGGACUUCGCGGACCCGGCGAGAGAAGUGGCCUCGAUGGUGGCGCAAUUCGUUUCCGGACUCAUCGCACCGCACGAAUCAACGUCGUUUACGAGUAGUCAUCAAAAUGGGUCUGAAGAAAACGUCGUCGUCGAAGCUAUGAACGGUUACGCGUGGUCCGUCGGAGAUAACCCGUUAAGUUUCACAACGCCCGGGUCUCGAUUUGGCUCCAUACACCGCGAAAUCGCGCGCAGAAACAUCGUCGUCGCGCAAAUCGACCGCGUUUUAUUGACGUAUAAUCGUGCCGUCGUUUCGCUCGAACGCAUCGAUGCGAAAUCGGACGGCGUCUACGAAGCCGCGAAAAGCGGCGAAGGUAAGCGCUUAUCGGCUGAACUUCGCGCCUCGAAAAAAGCUGCGUUUCGGUAUUUGAAGGAAGCGCAAACGUUGUUAUCUUCCGUUUCCUCACACGCGGACGAAGCUUCCGCGAAAGUCUCCCGGGCGAAGAAAGAGGUGGACAAAUUUUUCGCCCACGCUACGGUACUCAGCGACCACGUGCACGCUCGCGAAAAGAGGAAACAGUACCUACUCAUGUCCUCUGCGUCGAGCUCUGCGUCCUCGGGUAUUUCUUCCUACAUAAAUAGCAUGUUCCGAACGCUGUUGUGGUUCCUGUUUGCCAUCCUCUUCUUUUAUUUACGAAUGAAACAAACGACCGAUAAAAUCCGAACGGCCAAAACCAGAUGGACAAAGUCAGCGCUCGAUUGA